AUGUUCUUGGUCCCAACGCAACACCAGUUCGUUGACAACCGCGCAUCACUACUCUCUUCAGGCUCGCCACAGCUUGGAGGUUCCCGCCCCGAAGCCGCUGCCAUCAGCUCGCUUCUCACCUCAAUCAGCACCUCUAUGGAACGCAGUGCUACCGAGUACUCGCAGUCAGGUUUGCCUUCGCCUUACCCAAGCAACUGCGGCGACACCCGUUCUGAAGGUUCAUCUGCAGAUCACGCAUCUGCUGCGCAAUACGCGACUCAGCAGGAGGUCCGCCCUAGCAACUAUUCCACCUCGGCGACUCCCACCUCCGAGUACAGCGUCUACCCGCCGUCUGCGCGAUCAGGAUCCUUCCCUGAACACAUUCAGCGAUCAUACCACCCGGCUAGCAACCAUAACGGAAGCAGCGGAGGCAUGGCGCAACAAGCAAGCAGUCCGUCUUUGUCCCAGCAGGAUGGACGUAACCAUCAGGUCCCGAUGCCCAAGUCUGACCACGAUGUACCCAUAGAUCCGUCGAUAGCGGCGCCGAGUCCUACCUACGCGUACGGGCAACAUUCUCCCUACGGUCCUCCUCCGGGCGACAUGUCGCACUCCUAUCAGCAUCCCGCAUACGCGCAACCCCGACCCGACUGGACCGGCUAUGGUCAACACAGCGCCGGUCCUUUGACUCCCGCCAGUCAUGUCUUUCCCCCGACCCCGAGUUCCGCUCCUCCUCAGGGUCGUCCUAACCAGUUUGGCAAUCAGGUUUACUCUUUCGUUCCGAUUCCCGGUGCUCAACAGCACAAGCGACCCCGCCGACGAUACGAGGAAAUUGAACGCAUGUACAAGUGUGGUUGGAACGGCUGUGAGAAGGCCUACGGCACGCUGAACCAUCUCAACGCACAUGUCACUAUGCAGUCUCACGGACAGAAGAGAACGCCAGAAGAGUUCAAGGAGAUCCGCAAAGAGUGGAAGCAACGCAAGAAGGAAGAGGAAGCGCAGCGAAAGGCGGAAGAUGAACGCCAGCGCCAGGCUGCUGCCGCCGCCGCCGCCGCCGCUCAGAACGGCUCGGGCGACCCUCAGUCCGCAGCCGACGGCACAUCGUCGGCGUCCGCAUACGCCAGCGGUCGCCAAGUUCAGCUGCCCCCAAUUGGCUACCAGCCUUCGCAGUACCCGGCCCCUCCGUCUGCUGGAGGUGUAGCUCAGCAACAACUCCCGGAGUACAACGGCUCUCACAUGUACUCGACCAACUACCAGCCCCAGUCCCCCUAUGGCCAGCCUAAUCAGAGCAUGUACAGCUCACAUAACGGCGCUCAGACGUCUAGCCACUGA
This is a messenger RNA of Colletotrichum higginsianum IMI 349063, 1308 nucleotides long. Its product is annotated as Transcriptional regulator. Gene Ontology annotation, biological process: regulation of DNA-templated transcription. Lineage: Eukaryota; Fungi; Ascomycota; Sordariomycetes; Glomerellales; Glomerellaceae. The coding region runs from base 1 to 1308 and encodes 435 amino acids. The transcript is spliced from 4 exons. The record is from RefSeq and is a predicted model, not a curated record.